ACAGCCUGGGUCAUCUCCUCUUUUGUUUCCCACCAGAGUUCACCUUAUCUGCCUCCCAACUUGUUUCACCUAAUGAUUAACCACCUCAAUCCUACCCAAACAUAAUCUAACCUUACAUAACCCCCACAGGUAGCUUUAGGGCAUUUAAUCGACAGGUGAAGUAAAGUGGAGGGGCCAAUAAUCAGUUAAUUCCACUCGGUGACUAAAGCUAAAUUCACAAACACGGAUUUUCAAAAGCUGCUUACGUAAACUCUCUUAUCUUAGUAGUAGUCUGGCACUCGCAUAAACUGCGACACAAAGAUCUAUUCUCAGUCACUCCUACGUACAGGGAUAACAAUUAAUUCAGUACAGGUGGCAGUAAGAGACCUUGGAGCUGUCGUGUUGUGAUUGGUUGCCACAACAUGGACUCACGAGACUCAACACCACACCUUAACUAAACUACAGUGGGCAAGUCUCCAGGCCAAUAUCGUCAUGUUACAGUAUCAUUAUGCCUUAUAUCAGCAUUAUCUCCCUAUUAACCUAUAGAAACCUGUCUAUUAUUCAAUAUUUUAAUUUGUAGUUUCUUUUUGUCUAUGUCUAUAAUUAUCAUGUUUAAUGUUUGCAUUCUUUUGCACGUGUGGAAUUAUGCUGUGUUAGGUUGAUUCGUUUACCCUUUAAAAGUCCAAGUUAAGGAGGAAUGUUGCUCUUUGAUAUUCUAUUCAACUUAAAAAAAAUUACCUAGAUUAAUAUUAUAUGAUUUAUCGAAUGGCCGCUCCAACCAGUGGUGGACAUACCCAGUGGCCUGAGAGGAUCACUUCUGUUUUCGUGAGUGUAAAGGGAAAGGGAGCCAAUAUCAUAUGUUUACAUUUGUUACGUCAAAUUUCUCUCUAUCUUAACGUGGGCAGAUCAACCAACUCUAAACUUACAUUUUAUCCAUAAUUUGCCCCUGCAUGACAAAUUUUACUUAAAUAAAUAUAACAUAAAUCGUGAUUACUUAGACAAAUUUAGUUACGCAUAUAUAACUUCUUUAAUAGUCCUUCAUUUUACCUCAAGCGAAAUGUUGAGUAUCAAAUAAAUUCUUUAAAAACAAUUAUUUUAUUAAAAAUCCUACUAAAUAAGACUUAUAAUAAUUCAAUAUUUAAAUCAUAUACCUUAAUUUUAGCAUAAUAAUUAUGUUUGGUAUUGAUGAAGAAUCAAGUUACUGCCCAUCUCAAGAUCGGCAAAAUAUCAAGUUGGGAUGCAGUCGUAUACACACCAUCUGGGUUAUGCAUCACAGUCCUGCCAUUCUCAACAUAUUUAUACCUUAUAUCUUACAUGACAUCUCUUAAAACCACCAUAGGAGUAUUUAAGAGUCAUUUCACGAUAAUAUUUCCACCGAAUUGUGAAGUAAAAUCUUUAAAUAUGGAGAAUUUUGAGAUAAUAAGAGGAGGCAGCGUUUGGCAUCACGGUAGUAAGAUAAGGGAGGCCAUAGCAACAAGGUCUCAUUUACACUUCAUCUCCCCACAGCCUCCCACAGUCUCCCACAGCCUCCCACAGCCUCCCACAGUCUCCCACAGCCACAGCUACACAGAGGUUACGACCAUGAAGUACCUUACACCCAAGCAGAAGAAGUUUUAUGACGACAAUGGUUAUGUAGUGAUAGACAUAUUAACUGACCAGGAGAAAGACGACCUCAGUAAAGAAUAUGACCAGGUCUUCAAUGCUAAAGAUCAGGCUAAACUAGAAGGCACCUGGCAAGGGGACUGGGAAGGAAAGAAAAAAAAGAUGGAAAUGAAAUCCAUCCACAGCCUCCAGAUGCACUCUGCUGUCUUCACACGUCUUCUGCUGAACGACAAGUUGUUGGAUACCUGUGAGGAUGUAAUGGACACCCCCAACAUUCUGCUGCACCACACCAAGGCUCACACCAAACCUCCAGGCACCGGCUCACCCUUCCCCAUGCACCAGGAUUACCAUUACUUCCCAUUUGAGAACGACUCAAUGGUGGCGGUGUUUGUAAGCGUAGACGCAGCAGACCCGAGCAACGGUGGCCUGUGUGUGUACCCUGGCUCACACAAGCUUGGCCCCCUUGAGGACAUAAGUAAUGCUGCCGGCUACCAUUACUUAGACCCAGAGAAAUUCCCCAUUGGAAAAGCCACUCCUCUAACACUAAGCAGAGGACAGAUUGUGAUCUUCUCUUACCUGCUAGUGCAUGGAUCGUACGACAACAACAGCGAUCGCAUCCGUCGAAUGUUUCUCAUUCAGCUGAUGUCUGCUGAAGAUGUCCCUCUGACCAAAGUCCAUGUUUCUGAGUGCCAGGAGAUGGUUCUCCGAGGACGAUGUUUGUCCAGGGACGCUGACAUCAAACGCCGUCACAAGGAAUUUGUUGAAGAAGAGACUGUAGCUAAAGUGGUAUAAGUUGUACAAGUUGAUUGUUUAUGCAUAGUAUUACAUCUGUUACCUGAAGAAAUGGUCACCUUUAUCUUGCAGGAAAGGAUGAUUACUAAACACAGCCAGUCUCCCUUAACUAUAGUCUUACAGUAUGUCUACUUAAGGGAGAGUUCCAGUUACUUGUAUAUCCUCUCCCUUAACCAGACAAAAGCCUCACAACACGAUACUUUCUGGUUACUUGUGUAAUUUUACUUUUUUCUUACAUUUUUGCUCUUUUUUUGUGAUGAGGUAACAUUUAUUUUCUCUGCAUAGAAUUGUAAUGUAUUUUUUUUUUGUUAAUACCAGUGAAGUAGUCAAAACCGUUUACAAUUUUACUCUUUUUACCUGAAGAUUAGCCCCCUCCUUCCUCCAGAUAGUUUCAAUGGGGUGGUUAAACUUUAGAUGAGCUUUUUAUUUUAAGGGUUAUUCAUCAGGUGAUAUAUAAAGGUUAAAGUUGUCAAUGAUCUCGGUCUUGACAACAUCACUGGUUAUUGGUUAAUGCCGUAUCCACUCAUGAACUUGUGGAUUUAUUAACCAUUACAAGUAUAUUUCUUUGGUGCUUUAUGGGUUAAGGGUGUGCAAGAAACAUUUAUACUUGAUAUACAGUAUAUAUACAUUAAAUAGCAUAUAUAUUUUAACCCUUGAUGAUUAAUGAUGGCUUUAAAUUCAGAUCCUCGAGGGGGUUAGGUUAUGAGGGAGUUAAACUAUUACCCUUCAAGAAUUAAACUCUUGAGAGAUUAAACCAGUAUUUUUAAGGUGUUAAAUUUUGAUCCUCGAAGGAUUAAACCAUCAUUGUGAAGUAUUAAACUUCUAAAGGUGUUAUGCUCUACUGUACUGUCAUUCUAUUAACACAUCAUUAACAGGGUAAUAUUGAAGUUAUGUUAUUAUACAUUUAGGAUAUUAUAUAUUGAUUUUGAUUGAUUUAUUUUAUUUAUUUUUUUUUUUUUUACAUUUAUAUUGAAGUUGUGUUAUAUAUAUUAUGAUAUGUUUUAUGUAUUUAGUUUAUCAUAAAUUUAAAUUAUGUUUAGAUAUUUAGUACUGUACAUUGUUUAUUGAAGUUAUAUAUAAUUUGUUCAGAGUUUAUUGAAAUUAUAAUUUUAUGAAUUUAUUUAUCAACAAGCCGAUCAUUGGCGAAGAGGAUAAAGGUAAAACUAAAAUAUUGAAAUUACAAAUGAUAUGGUCAGACUUUAUUCCUACUGAUUUUUAGAUUCUUGUUUAUUUUACAUUAUGAAAUAUAAUACAGUAAUCAUUUAGGGUCCUCGGAUCGAAAAAUUUACCCUGUAUAAUUAGCGUCUGAAGAAUAUACCGUAUGGGAUUUAAAAUGUGUCAGGCAGGUGGAAUGACUGAGAGUGCACUAAGAUGGUAUAACAAGAGAAAUACCUGGCAGGUGAGAGAUGGGGAUUAUUUAUCAUAUAUUUUGAAAUCACAAGAGCCGAGGGAAGACCAGGAAGUAAUUGGAUAGAUUCCCUUGGUGAAUAUUAGCGAGGGGAAGAGGUAUUAAGUGUCACUUUAAUGGUCAAAGAAUGGUGUGGGUUGCGGAUACUGGGAACUAUCUUGCUUGUGAUGGUGUAAAUGGGAAAUCCUGGACAACUUUGCCAUUUGAAUUUAUUUGAAAUGUCGGGAAUUAUCGUAGAGGUUGUGUUAGUGACGUAAUGAAGACCAUGAUUUAUUUUACCCACUAUCGAUCACUUAAAGAUUAGCCCUCCCUCAAGUGCUUAACGAAACAUCCCUUACCUUAUCCAGCCUGGAGUUUAACCACCCUGUAACUAUCUGCUGGAGGACAGAUAUUUAAGUUGAUUCAUAAAGGCUGGGUUGUAAGAUGAGGAUAUAAGAAAGCAUGCUGGGAUAUUUCUGUGUCUUUUAGGAGUCUCCCUGUGUCUUUCCACAUUUGUCUUGCAUCAUUCUUCUGUGCCAUUUCCUCGCUUUUCUUGAAGUUUGUUGGUGUUGAUUCAGUCCAGGCAGAAGUAGGAGAAGAAUAAAGAUGAUGGAAUAUAAAUCAGUGCCAUCAUAUGCUGAAGUUAUAUUCGUACAUAAUUGAUUGCUUCAUAUAUAUAAUUUUUAUUGUGAAACAUUUUAGUCAUUUUUUAUCUUUAUUCAGAAGGAAAGACUUUUUUUUAUAGGAAAUUUUAUGCUUCAUCUUAAUGAUAGUAAAUGCAGAAAGUUUUUAACCUAUAGAUAUAUAUUUUGGUUACUGUAUAUAGAAUAUUUUCAUUUUAUUGAGAAUUUUUUAUACAGAACAACAAUUUUAGUGCCAUAUGUAGCUGCUAUAUACAGUACAAUAUUCAGAUUUUAUCAGAUUGCUUUUAUAUUACAUUUAGAUAGAGACAUUGUCUGAUGUUUUGAGAAAGCUAAGACAGUCAGCUCUGUACUUAAAGAGAUCUUCUUGUCAAAUAACUAUUCAGGUCGUCCACAAAAGAAUGUCAUUACUGUACUUCAACCAUUGAGCUACGAAGAAGUUCAUGCAAACGCUGGUACAAAUAAAAAAUUUUACUGA
This is a messenger RNA of Homarus americanus (American lobster), 4879 nucleotides long. RefSeq names its product phytanoyl-CoA dioxygenase, peroxisomal-like. The transcript has 5 exons. Gene Ontology annotation, biological process: fatty acid alpha-oxidation. The coding region runs from base 1165 to 2373 and encodes 402 amino acids. The record is from RefSeq and is a predicted model, not a curated record. Gene Ontology annotation, molecular function: phytanoyl-CoA dioxygenase activity. Lineage: Eukaryota; Metazoa; Arthropoda; Malacostraca; Decapoda; Nephropidae.